Molecule: messenger RNA, 1854 nt
Organism: Anopheles funestus (African malaria mosquito)
Lineage: Eukaryota; Metazoa; Arthropoda; Insecta; Diptera; Culicidae
Product: cytochrome P450 4c21-like
Exons: 4
Coding region: 139-1650 (503 amino acids)
Molecular function (GO): heme binding; iron ion binding; oxidoreductase activity, acting on paired donors, with incorporation or reduction of molecular oxygen
Source: RefSeq, a predicted model, not a curated record
UGUUUUUUGAUGUUGAUUUGAACUUGAUUUCGAAAGCUUUAACACACGCCAAAUGUGUGCACAUUAUAACAGAGAAGGUAACAAAAAGAUAGAUCCUCUGUUAGUUUGUGGCUAGCGUUUGAACUGAACGGAGUGAUCAUGUUUUUUAUAUCAGCGAUCAUUGUGGUGCUAGGAUUAAUUAUCUACUGGUGUAAACUGGUAAGAGACAGUGCCCGAUUCGCGGCACAUGUUCCAGGACCAAGAUCGUACCCUAUUAUCGGUUCUACUCACCUGUUUAUGGGCUCCGAUGAGCAAACGUUCAGUGUAAUCAAUGAGUUGUUUCGCAAGUAUGAUCAAAUGUUCAAACUAUCAAUGGGACCAAUACCGGUGCUGUGUUUGUCACAUCCGGAUCUUAUCCAGCAAGUUCUAACUAAUAGAGCAUGCCAGGAUAAGGCAUUUUUCUAUCGAUUUUUUGAGCUCGACUAUGGACUUAUAUCCUCCUGCUACGCGGAUUGGAAGGUGUACAGAAAGAUGUUGAAUCCUGCAUUCAAUCAACGCAUCUUGAUUAGCUUCAUAUCGAUAUUUAGCCGGUGCUCGGAAGAUAUGGUUGCACGCAUGGCUAAAGAGGAAGACAGUCAAAAAUCGUUCGAUGUGCUCCACUAUACGUCACAAUGUACGCUGGAGAUGGUGUGUGCGAGCUCGCUGAAAAGUGACAUUACGGAAAACCCACUGGCAAAGGAAAUUUGUGGAGGUAUUGAAAAGAUUUGUACUAUUAUGUGCAGCCGCGUGUUUAACGUCUUGCUUUAUAGCGAUUUGCUAUAUAACAUGACGCCUCGGUACAGAGAAAUGGAUAGUCUUCGUAGCAAAUUGCAAGAACUGCUGGAUCCGAUCGUAGACGGAAGACGUGAAGAAAUGGUGAAAGAACGAUUGGAAAAUCCAAACUUAGACGAAGAAGAAAACUAUCGUAAGCCUCAGAUAUUUUUGGAUCAACUGCUGAACAUGAAACAUGGUGAUGAAGAUCUUACAACGAAGGAGAUCCAAAACCACCUCCAUACCAUCAUAGCAGCUGGUAGUGAAACGUCUGCCAACGAAGUGGCUUACAUCCUGUUGUUACUGGCAAUGCAUCCAGAUGUACAGGAUCGCGUGUAUGAAGAAAUCCGCUCCAUUUACGGAGAUUCGUCGCUAAACAUAUCGUACGAAACAAUUUCCGCACAAAACUAUCUAGAUCAAGUGAUCAAAGAAACAUUGAGACUGUUUCCCGUAGCACCAUUCAUUGGGCGGAAAACGAUAGAACCGGUAAAGCUGGGAGAUGUUGUUGUCCCGCCCGGAGUAACGUUGAUCAUGAGUAUUUUUAACGUACAUCGCAACAAGGAACUAUGGGGCGAACGGGCGGAAAUUUUCGAUCCGGAUCGUUUCGAUCCUUCGACUUAUAAUGCACGCGAACAGCAUCCGUUCAGCUACAUUCCGUUUGGAGGUGGACCAAGAAAUUGUAUCGGAUACCGAUAUAGUAUGUACACGAUGAAAAUUAUGGUCACUCAAGUGCUUCACAGUUAUGUGUUGUCCAGCCCGCUCACACCUACCGAUUCGUUAGGAUUGUCGCUCGCAGUCACUCUCAAAUCUGCUGUAGGACACCAAAUACGCAUUAAACGUAGACUGAACGUUACUCCCUGAUUCGAUUAAACUCGAUAUUCUUAGUUCACAGAUGGAAUUUAAGCUUCCCAAAAAUAGUAAAUAUUAUUGUUUCAUAUCAUUCUAGUGUUAUAUUGCAUAGCAACACGGCUUGGCCGAUAUAAAUGAAUAAACAAUAAUGUUGUGUUUUAUCAGGUCAUUUACUGUAUCGUAAUCAAUUUAAUUCAACAUUAAUCCGAAUAUUUU